CAAAUAGUGUAGAGUAGAGAAGUAGAGAAAUGGAGAGGGUUAAGUUGGGCUCCCAGGGAUUAGAGGUAUCUAAGCUAGGGUUUGGGUGCAUGGGCCUCACCGGAGUAUACAACGCUCCGGUCGACGACGCGGCCGGCAUCGCCAUCAUCAAGCACGCCUUCGCGAGCGGCAUCACCUUCUUCGACACCUCCGAUCUCUACGGACCUCACACCAACGAAAUCUUAGUCGGCAAAGCGCUGAAACAACUGCCGAGGGAGAAGGUGCAACUGGCGACAAAGUUCGGGGUGGUGAUGCCCGGCGGUAGAUGGAGUAACACGCAGUACUACAUCAACGGUAAGCCCGAGUAUGCGCGCGCCUGCUGCGAGGCGAGCCUCGAGAGGCUCGGCGUGGACUACAUCGACCUCUACUACCAGCACCGGAUCGACCCCACCGUGCCCAUUGAGGAGACCAUGGGAGAGCUAAAGAAAUUGGUGGAGGAGGGGAAAGUGAAGUACAUCGGGCUCUCGGAGGCGAGCCCGGACACAAUCCGGCGAGCCCACGCGGUGCACCCAAUCUCCGCACUUCAGAUGGAAUGGUCACUUUGGACUCGCGACAUCGAGUCCGAGAUCGUGCCGCUUUGCAGGGAGCUGGGAAUUGGGAUAGUUCCUUACAGCCCCCUCGGCCGCGGCUUUUUUGGUGGGAAAGGAGUUGUAGAAGCAAUACCACAAGAUACGUUUCUGCAAUCACAUCCGAGGUUUUCCGGAGGGAACUUGGAAAAGAAUAGGCCUUUGUAUGUGAGAAUGGAAAACCUAGCCUUGAAGCAUCAGUGCACCCCUGCUCAACUAGCUUUAGCUUGGGUUCUUCAUCAAGGGGAUGAUGUUGCCCCAAUCCCAGGGACAACCAAGAUCAAGAACCUGGAUAACAACAUUGGCUCAUUGAAAGUGAAGCUCACUGAAGAAGAUGUGAAGGAAAUACGCGACGCAGUGCGCGAGGAAGAGGUUGUAGGUUUGCGAACUGCGAACGAGUCUUCGACCUGGAAGUAUGCGAAUACUCCGAGGAAGAACACCGAAUCCGCUGCUUAACAUAAGGGUUUUGCGAUUGCUUGAUAAGAUCCUACUGUUUGCUUGAAUACUAUGAUAGAAUAUGAUAAAUUAGCAGAAAGAGACUUCAUAUAUGCUCAUGUUGUUGUAGCUUGUGUCUUGCACUAUGUUUGCCUCUAUGAUAAAUUCGCAGAUGGAAACUUAUAUAUAGUCCUAUUGUUGUAACUUGUCUUAUACUGUGUUUUGCGUACUUUUGCAUUAAUAAAGUGCUUCUUGCUUUAUGAAA
Molecule: messenger RNA, 1305 nt
Organism: Ananas comosus (pineapple)
Lineage: Eukaryota; Viridiplantae; Streptophyta; Magnoliopsida; Poales; Bromeliaceae
Product: probable aldo-keto reductase 1
Exons: 7
Coding region: 30-1061 (343 amino acids)
Cellular component (GO): cytoplasm
Source: RefSeq, a predicted model, not a curated record